GCAGCUCGACGCGCCAACAAUACACAACAUCGUACAGAUCGCAACCAUGCCACGAGGAAGGGGUAGAGGCGGUGGCCCAAGGCUGCGCUUGUCAGCAAGAAAUUCCACUCCCGCAGUCAAGGUCGAUGUAUCCGAUGAAGAGAUGCCGGACCCAAUUGUGCAAGACGAGGACGACGGAGAUGCGGAUCAUGUCGAGAACGGCGGCGCCGAAGAGGAUGACGGCGAACAAGAAGUCGAAGAGGAUCAAGACGCCGGAGAUCGCAGCAGUCCACCAGUCAUCCAAACCAUUCCGCGCAAACGUGGCAGAGGUCGCCCACCUACACGUCCUCGCCCAGACUGGGACACUCCAGAGCCCGGUACUGCUCACGGAUCAGAAUCUGGUACCCCGCGCAGAAAGAGAGGUCGCCCAUCAGGAGUUGGAGGACCGCGCGGCGGCUUCAGAGGCAGACCUAGAGGAGGCCCUUCACACGCAACCAGAGUGCCCAUCGACAAGGAGGGCAACAUGAUGGACGUGAUCAACGACGAAAUCGCGCUUCCAGAGGACCCUGAGGGAGAGACCAAAGUCAACAAGGACGGCCAUCUGCAGGGCGGCCGCGACUACCGUGUGCGCGUCUUCACCAUUCUAGGCCGCGGCGACAGACUCUACAUGCUGUCGACCGAGCCCGCUCGUUGCACUGGUUUCCGUGACAGCUACCUCUUCUUCACCAAGCAUCUGCAGCUCUACAAGAUCAUCAUCGGCGAGGACGAGAAGAAAGACUUGAUCUCUCGCGACAUCAUCCCGCAUUCAUACAAGGGUCGCGCAAUCGGUGUGGUUACUGCCCGCUCUGUUUUCCGCGAGUUUGGAGCGCGCAUCGUUAUCGGAGGCCGCAAGAUCACCGACGAUUACCAAGUCCAGGCAGCCAAGGAGAGAGGUGACAUCGAAGGUGAAUUGGCCGAUCCCAACGACCGCUUACCUCCUCCGGGCGAGGCAUACAACAAGAAUCAGUAUGUCGCAUGGCACGGAGCCAGUCAGGUCUACCACAACAAUGCUCCUAGUGUCCCACUCCAGCCGGGCAAGCCUGCUCCAGGAAAGAGAAAGACCAAUGUUACCACUGGCAACUGGCAGUUUGAACAUGCCAGAGAAGCAAGCCGUUUCAACUCCAACCUGACUGCCGCACGCCGCGCAAAUCUUGACGGCGUCUACGACAUCAACACCAAUCUCAUGUUCUAUCCCAAAAUCAUGCAACCGACUCACGUCAAGUGGGAGCAUGUCAAGUCGACCGAGGACGCCCCGAAUUCAAACGGAGAGCCCGCUGUCUUCCAACCUCUUCCCGAUCGCAUCUCUAGAAACUACCUUGUCACCGACACCUACUUUGAGAGUGCACCAAGAGCAAACCUAGGCGUUCCUGGUCCGGAUGGCGAUGCUGACGAUCUCUCUACUAACGGGCUCUCGACCAUCCCGCAGGAUGUCCUCGAUGAACUGCCAGAAGAGUGCAGAGCCGCAUUCAACGAAGCAAAGAAUGCCGAAAUCGCAUGGAAGUCGAAGUGGCACAACGAACACACCGACGGCGCACGCGGCAAGUUGCGCAUUGGUUUUAAUGGCUUUCCUGUCUGAGUUGGUUGGACGAAUGCAUGGUUUAAUGAGGUGCGAAUUAUCACGGAGUUCUCGGAGCGCAGGCGUUUUUUUCUCGACCAGUAUGGCGAGACCAGCAUGGCGAAGGCAAAAUUAGCUGACAAGGAAUACCCAAAAUUAGGUCAAAGUAUCUGAAU
This is a messenger RNA of Aureobasidium subglaciale EXF-2481, 1749 nucleotides long. RefSeq lists its product as uncharacterized. The record is from RefSeq and is a predicted model, not a curated record. The transcript is spliced from 3 exons. Lineage: Eukaryota; Fungi; Ascomycota; Dothideomycetes; Dothideales; Saccotheciaceae. Bases 47 to 1594 code for a protein of 515 amino acids. Gene Ontology annotation, cellular component: nucleus. Gene Ontology annotation, molecular function: chromatin DNA binding.